UCCGCCUAGGAGCGGCGGGCGGGACAAGAGUCCACCCGGACCCUGCCGCGGCCCGGGGCCUGGUAGCUCAGUCCUUGGAGGUAGCGACAUGCGGCUCCUGUUCCUGGCGGUGCUGCGGCCACACACCGGCAACGCGGUCACGGCCGAGCGCCUACGGGACCACCUAGAAGCCGCAGGCCACAUGUGCGUUCUGAGAGAUGCCUUUGACUUUGAAAGCCCGGCUGAAAUUGCCAAGCUCAUCGCCGCGGAGAACCUGGAAGCAGCCCUAGCCCUUCACCUCUACCGAGGAGGCAGACUUCUGCAAGGUCACGGCAUCCCUUUCGGGGUCAUCUUUGGUGGAACUGAUUUAAAUGAAGAUGCCAAUCAUAAAGAAAAAAAUGAAGUCAUGGGGAAAGUUCUGGAGGAGGCCAGGUUUGCCGUGGCUUUCACAGAGGCGAUGAAGGACACAGCACAGGCGCAGUGGCCACAUGCUACUGGGAAGAUCUUUGUCCAGAGUCAAGGAAUUGCAACGAUACCAAAUGCCAACUUUAACUGGAACACCUUCCUCCAGCAAUCAGAGAUUGACCAAAGUGCAGACAACCUAUAUGUGUUCCUGGUAAUAUGCGGACUCAGGCCUGUAAAGGAUCCUCUGUACUUGGUAGACGCAUUCUCAGAAUGGCAUCAAGAAGAGCCCAAUGUUUACAUGGUGAUUGUAGGUCCUGAGGUAGAUCCAGUGUUUACAAGGGAAGUGAAAGACCGGGAACAAGGGACCCAACUUCACUGGCUGUACAAGGCUGCAGGGGUGCGGCUGAUCCGAGAGAUGUGCCAGGAAGAUCUGCACGCAGUGGUGAAGAGCUGCUUCGCGCUGGUCAACAGCUCAGUGUCCGAGGGCAUGUCAGCCGCCAUCCUGGAGGCCAUGGAUUUAGAAGUCCCCGUGCUGGCUAGGAACAUCCCUGGGAACUCGGCCGUGGUGGAGCACGGAGUCACAGGACUGCUGUUUUCAAAUCCUCAGGAGUUCAUUCAGUUGGCAAAGAGACUGGUUAGCGAUCCUGCACUGGAGAAGGAAAUCGUGACCAACGGAAGGGAGUACGUGAGGACGCACCAUUCCUGGCAGGUGGAGAGAGACACCUACCAGCGCCUCAUCCAGAAGCUGGAGGCCAGCUUGGAGGAUUAAAUGAUGGAAGUCUGUGCUCACCACAUCUGUCCCAGCAACCAUCCGGUGCUCAGCUCUGGGUAGAGGCCAAAAGAUGGGACUUAGCCCUGGACCACUGGAAUCCUAGAGUCCCCGGGAACAUAUCCACCCCCCAACUCUCCUGUGUGGCGAACACAGUCCCAAAAGUACUUACAGCUUCGUUUUCUGGAUGGGCUUAUGGCUCACUCCUGAAAGUGCUUAGGACUCAGUCCCCAGAAGUAUUUGCAGCUCUGUGCAGGUGAUGGGGGUGCCUCUCAGGGGCCUCUGGGGGAAGUGUUCCAAGAACUGCUUUUACAACUUACGGGGGUGAAUUAUUAAGCAACCACAGCGCAGACCCUUCUCCUGCCUUCGGGGUGAGCUCUGACUAUCCUUACCAGUCCACAAAGAAGAAACAGAAAGGCCAGGACUGUCAACAGAUCUUGACCUGCGGCCCAUCACGGGGUAUGGGGUAGGUGGGGGCCCAGGCUGCGGCUGGCAUGCUUAUUAAAGCCCUGGAGAGGCUGUGAAUGGGUUGUGUCAGUACACGUCGCUCCUCACUGGUACACCUGAGGGAUGCUUUCCCAAAGAGGCCAGGUUGCCCUGCAGGUCCUGCCCACCUGUAUCAUGUCACAGGGAGCCUGGAAGAUGAUUGGAUGGCCCCCAUGAUGGAGGCUAGGACCUUGAAUUCAGUGUGGCCAUUCUUCCCUCUUAAUUGCUAGGGAACUGAGGGCAAGCGCUGACUAAGUCGCAAGACUCCGGACAAUGGUGGCACCCAAGACUGUGACAGGAGGUCACUGGCUUAUGGGGAGGUCAACCUGGGGGGUCGGUAGGAUCUCCCCACACCAGCACACCAUGCUUCCUGUGCCCUCUUGCUGAAUUCCAGCAAGGCUGUGCUACUUACUGAAAGCAGGACAUGCAAUGGCCGCCUGUGCUAAAGCAAGCAGCUUGGAGGAGGAGAGAAGGAAAACGCAGCCGAGAGCCACACAUGCAAAGAAAGUGUCAGGCUCUGGAGGGAACGGAGGAGGACUCAGCACCCAUGUUGUCCCUGCUCCAACUUUGAAGGCACAUCCUGGGCCUUUUGCUUUUCUACAAAAAAAUAGAAAGAAAAAAAGAAUAAGAAAGGAAGAAAGAAAAAGACAGACAGAAAGAAAGAAACAUUGUCAGCAACAUCUCUUUUUAAGAGAAGCGGGCUAGAAGGAAGUCAACUGUGUAAGUCAGUACUUCAGGGAUAAGAACAGAGCACCAUUCCAUAGGGUAUCAUUCGGCUUCCCAUUUCCGUACCUCAGAUCCAGCACAGCCACUUUCAUGAAGGCUCCAGCCAAGGCAGCAGCAAUCCCACAGUCCUUGAGCUCCUAGCGUCUGGAGGCCGGCUGAGCCAUGUGCCCAUUUCCUUAACCCCUGGCUUGAGCUGGGGUCUUACCUCUCGGGGUACAAGGAGAGGGAGGGAGUAGUGAAGACUGAAUCCUGAGGGAGGUUCCUCUGAGCCCAGAGUUCAAACCCACCUCAGGAGAGGUAUGCAGAGAUCAGGUGUCAUUGUUUACAAAGUGGGAUGCUCUGGAAUGCAUGCCUCUCCUUGGCCUGGUGAUGACAUCACUGCCCAAGCCCAACAUUGCCAGCGUCACAUCUUCUGCAAUGUGCACUUUGGGGAAGGGAGGGUUCUUAAUUAAUAAAGCGUGCCACCAUCAGCCAUA
Molecule: messenger RNA, 2841 nt
Organism: Peromyscus maniculatus bairdii (prairie deer mouse)
Lineage: Eukaryota; Metazoa; Chordata; Mammalia; Rodentia; Cricetidae
Source: RefSeq, a predicted model, not a curated record